This is a messenger RNA of Colletotrichum spaethianum, 261 nucleotides long. RefSeq lists its product as uncharacterized. Bases 1 to 261 code for a protein of 86 amino acids. The record is from RefSeq and is a predicted model, not a curated record. Lineage: Eukaryota; Fungi; Ascomycota; Sordariomycetes; Glomerellales; Glomerellaceae. The transcript has a single exon.
AUGCCGGAUGAGCAGCCUUUCGUCAUUGUCAUGUGGAUCAUCCUUCGGGUUGUCACCGAGAACUGGGGAACAGAACCCCCUUUCUACCUAUUGACGCCCUCAGUUCCUCAUCACGUCGUUGGAACGGCGCUCUAUGGCUGCUUGGCCAUAGAUCCAGCGGCGCGGUCAGCACCCAGUACUUUCGAGGCCCCUGUUAAAGAAAUUUUAUCGGAGGACCCUUAUAUAGAUGGUUCACGCAUGUCCAUGUCGGCACUCUGGUAG